Poecilia reticulata (guppy) is the source of this 3267-nucleotide messenger RNA. The record is from RefSeq and is a predicted model, not a curated record. NCBI's taxonomy places the organism in Eukaryota, Metazoa, Chordata, Actinopteri, Cyprinodontiformes, Poeciliidae.
ACUUAAAUCUCAGGAAGUCACCAAGCACUGUUGCUAAUAUUAGCCGUCAUUUGGCUGGUGGACAUAAAUACUGUAUAGUAAUAUUAUAAUCACAAAAUGGAAACUGUAAUAUGUCCAUCUUACUUUUGAAAAAGUUUUCUUUUUUUGCUAUAGUGGCCUUUAUUUGAUAGUUAAUUGACAGGAAAGUGGGUAAUGAGAGAAGGGAAGACACACGGCAAAGGUCACCAAGGCCUGGAAACGAACGUGCGACAGCUGCGUCGAGGACUUGGGCCUCCAUAUGUGGGUUGUGCUUAACCACUGUGCCACCACAGCACACCUGUGAAAAGUUAUCUUUCAGGCCCUCAUGUCAAUAGUCCAUUGAUUUGAACAACAUAUCCGCCAGUCCUGAGGCUUCUGCUGCUGUUUUGGUUUAGUUAAGUUAGUUAAGUAGGAGGGACGACCGCUCCAAGAUGGCUACCCAAGCAGCCAAUCAGGGGCUUACUCUACUAUUUCUAUACUACGCCCUCCUAAUGGUAGGCGGAGCUUCAUAAACCAUGCCUGCAGGAAGUCUUCAGCAGACUGGACACCUGGUUUUCCUCAGAUUCACAAUCGCUGACGCCCUCAGAGCUGCAACUGGAUCAGUUUUCAGUUUUAGAAGUGAUGAUGAUGAUGCUCUGAGCUGCUGUCCAAUCAGAGAACAGCUCCCAGUAACCUUUGCUCCGGUUGGACUCUGGAUCUUUAGCUACAGGCAAACACAGGGUCCUCCAUCUCCUGGCGGUGUGAUCCACAAUGAAGUUCCCUUCUCCUCUUACUCUCCUUCCUUCCUUCCUGCUGCUCGGCGUCUUCUUCCCUGCAGCUGAUAGUGGACACUUUCUGGCCUUCCCAGGUGAGUACAGCCACUGGCUGAACAUGCGGACCAUCAUAGAGGAGCUUGUGAGAAGAAACCACAAGGUGACCGUCCUGGUGCCGGACGCUUCGCCGUCGGUAAACUAUAACAGCAGUCAAGACGCCGCCAAGUACAACUUCUUGGUGUUCAAGGUUCCAUUCAGUAGAUCAGAUAUGAACAACAUUAUGCAGGAUUUUAUUCAGUUCUCCAUGUACAAAGCCCAUAACUCCUCCCUGCUGGAUCGCUUUCUGGUGCCACUGACGAUCUUGGGGAAGCUCUCCCAAAUUGGGAAGCAGCAGUGUGACGCCAUGCUGAAAAACCAGCAGUUGAUGGCGACCCUGCGUGAUGCCGCCUUUGAUGUGGUCAUCUUGGACCCCAUGGUGAUGUGUGGCGAUCUGGUGGCCGAGGUCCUCGGUUUGCCUCUGGUCCUUUCGCUGCGGUUCUCAUUCGGCAGCACCAUGGAGCGUCACUGCGGUCAAGCCCCGAUGCCGGCAUCCUUCAUCCCCGCGUCUCCACUGCCGUACAGCGACCACAUGACUUUCAGGGAACGGCUGGUCAACAUGCUGACCUACACAGGGACGUCUGUGUUGAGCGAAUUGUAUUGGAGAACGACAGUUGAUUCUUUCUACACUGACAUCAAAGGAAGUCCUACCAGCUUCUGUAGCUCCCUGGGGAGGGCUGAUGUCUGGCUGAUCAGGACCUUCUGGGACAUCGAGACGCCACGGCCAAUACCUCCAAACUUUUUCUAUGUGGGCGGUCUUCACUGCAGACCAGCCCAUCCGCUGCCAGAGGACCUGGAAGCCUUCGUGCAGAGCUCUGGAGAUGCUGGCAUAGUGGUUGUCACCUUCGGCUCCAUGGUAACCAAUCUGGCACCGGACAGAGCUAAUGUCAUUGCCUCUGCUUUGGGACGACUACCACAGAAGGUAAUUUGGCGUUAUCGUGGCAAAACCCCGGCAACUCUGUCACCAAAUACAAAGAUUUUACAUUGGAUCCCUCAGAAUGACUUGCUUGGACACCAACUGACCCGGGCCUUUGUGACACACGGCGGGACGAACGGUUUAUACGAGGCGUUGUUUCAUGGCGUUCCAGUGGUCGGCAUCCCGCUGUUUGGUGAUCAGCCAGACAAUCUGGCCCGUCUGAGCCGCCGUGGUGCUGCUGUCGUCCUCCACUUCAACCACAUGACAGUGGAUGAGCUGGUGCAGGCGCUGCAUGCCGUCAUCAAUGAACCCAGCUUCAGGUCCAACAUGCAGCAGCUGUCUUCGCUGCAGCAUCAGCAGCCGGUGGCACCACUGAACACCGCCGCCUUCUGGUUGGAGUUUGUGUUGAGGCAUGGAGGAGCUAAACACCUGAGGCUGGCGUCACAUGACCUGUACUGGUUCCAGUACUACAGCUUGGACACAGGAGUGACUAUACUGUUCAUCAUAGCUGUUGGCUCCGCCCUCUGCUGGGUGGGGCUUCGCUGUGUCCUGCGCCACUGCAAAGGUCGAGCACGAAGAGAGAAGAAUGACUGACCAGCUGCUUUGAACGUUAUUGUUUUAUCGGGAUCUGUUUGGUCCAAGCAGAACACCAGAUGCAGUUUUCAGGGUUUCUUCACAUUUUCCUUGAAUUGCUCCUAAGGAGACUCUGUUUGACUACAACACACUUUGAUCAGACCCAAACUCUGAGCAGGCUAUUGGAUCAUGUAUGUUUAUGAAUAUAUUAACCAGCAAGGUAACAAAAGAUAACAUGAUAUGACAAAAACACAUAAUCACCUGGGAAUUAUUUACACUGAUGCACCAGAGUUUUUAUCAUAUUCUGGAAGAAUAAUGCAUGGAUAGCAUCUGUUCAAUGUAAUAUCAGAAAUGCCUCAGAGACGACGGCCAUGCAACAAUAAGGCUGCAUUGUGUAUUUUUAUAUGCAUGACACAGGUACUGUAUACACAACCAUCACUACACAAUCACAGUAUCUGGACACAUCACCAACUUACACACAGAACAUUUGUAAUAUAUUCCUAAGGUGAUAACUAUAAUUCUGGAUUAGAAGUGCUCACUAUCAAUCUUCUAACACAAUACGUUUAUAUUUUUAUUGAUUUCAUAACUUUAUGUAAACAUCAACUAAAGUAAAUAAAAACAACCCUAACCCUACAGGGUGGAGAGGAUAGAAACCACAACACCUUUCAAUGUCUUGAAAUGGGCAGAGCUUCAGAUUUGCUCAUGUUUACCCAUGAACAAAUGUCUCAACAAAUUUUUGUAUGAAGCAUUUAUGACAUAAAACCCAAGAUGUCUUAAAUUUCAUAUACAUACUUUUUAAAUUGCAAAACAAAUUAUCUUGCAGAUGCAGAUGUUUAACACUGUAAAUUGUAUUGAUUUGAUCAAAAUGCAGAGACCUUUAGUCCCUGGAGAUUAAAAUAUCUGUCCAACCCA